Aspergillus melleus is the source of this 600-nucleotide messenger RNA. RefSeq lists its product as uncharacterized. Bases 1 to 600 code for a protein of 199 amino acids. Lineage: Eukaryota; Fungi; Ascomycota; Eurotiomycetes; Eurotiales; Aspergillaceae. The record is from RefSeq and is a predicted model, not a curated record. The transcript is spliced from 4 exons.
AUGCGCCUCGCCAGCAGGCUUCCCUUCGCGUUUACAGCGGCGCCGCGAGCCCCAACCAUCGCGCCAUGGCGAACCCCCAGCAGCGGACACGUCCCAUCGCAAAAUCAUAAUCAAACCCCUCUUCUAUUCACCUCGCGCCGUCAAUUCUCCCAAACAUCACCCACCUUCUCCUCUCCCUUCCGCCUAUCCACCAACAAUGGCCCCGCCGAGCACUCCUCGCCAUCGCAGGCCGAAUACGAAAUAAACGACCCCAACGACCCGCUCUCCCAAUACAGCCAAUACAAACCGAAGCGCCAAUGGCCCCCUGACAUGUCCAAGCUCUCCCCGAAACACCAGUUCCGGCUGGAGCGCAAGUACCGGCGGCGCGCGGCGUUGAAGUUCGCCCGCCCGAAGUGGAUGAAGGCGACUAAGUUGGUGCAGUGGGGUGUUAUAGGGUUUGUCCUGGUAUAUGCGUUGCUCUUUAUGGAGUGGGAUGACAAGGGAAGUCCAUUUGACGAGUUCCGAAGGACUUUCUUCGCCGGUGUCAAGGGCGCCUUCUCGACUCCUCCCCCUCCAGGACCAGUCCGGAAAUCCGACGACACGACAACCAAGGAGCAGUAG